Molecule: messenger RNA, 1934 nt
Organism: Hippocampus zosterae (dwarf seahorse)
Lineage: Eukaryota; Metazoa; Chordata; Actinopteri; Syngnathiformes; Syngnathidae
Gene: tmcc2
Product: transmembrane and coiled-coil domain family 2
Exons: 5
Coding region: 137-1615 (492 amino acids)
Biological process (GO): amyloid precursor protein metabolic process
Cellular component (GO): endomembrane system
Source: RefSeq, a predicted model, not a curated record
CGGCUGAGGGUGAAGAUAGGUGGAGUGGGGUGGGGUGGGGGGCUCAGGGGGAGGAAGAGGAGGUGAGGAGGAGGAGGUCGGGGGAAGCAGGAGAAUGGGCCUGGAACGCAAAGCGCACAAAUUGGAUUAAAGCAGUAUGCUGGACAAGAGCGAGGUGACAACUCUCAGCCUCCCUUCCACCGCCAGCCAUGGAGGCUCUGACAGCAACAUCAGUGCAGAGGGCGCGGCGGGCUCAGUGUCGGGCGGAGUGGCGGCCGGCGGCGGCGGCGGCGAGGGCACCGCAGGCGGGGCGGGAUGCGGUGAGCCCCAGCGAACGCGGGUCGCUCUGGAGCAUCUGCAGCAGAAGAUCCUGAAGGUGACCGAGCAGAUCCGGGUGGAGCAGGAGGCCCGCGAUGACAACGUGGCCGAAUACUUGAAGCUGGCCCACAACGCCGACAAACAGCAGGCCUCCAGGAUCAAGCAGGUGUUUGAAAAGAAGAACCAAAAGUCGGCGCAGACCAUUGCGCACUUGCACAAAAAGCUCGAGCACUAUCACAAGAAGUUAAAGGAGAUAGAGCAGAAUGGACCGGCCCGGCAACCCAAGGACGUCCUGCGAGACAUGCAGCAAGGACUAAAAGACGUGGGUGCCAAUGUCCGCGCGGGGAUAAGCGGAUUCGGCGGAGGCGUCGUGGAAGGGGUCAAAGGCGGAGUGUCGGCCCUGACUCACACCGCCGUGGUCUCCAAGCCCAGAGAGUUUGCCAGUCUCAUCAGGAACAAAUUCGGCAGCGCGGACAACAUCGCCCACCUCAAGGACACGCUGGACGACGGAGUCGGGGGCCACGCCGAAGACACCCCCACGCCCCGCGCCCUCAGCGGAAGCGCCACUCUGGUGUCCAGCCCGAAGUACGGCAGCGACGACGAGUGCUCCAGCGCCACGUCCGGCUCGGCCCCGGGCAGCAAUUCGGGCGGGGCAGGUGGAGGAGGAGGCGGCAUGUUGGGGCCUACGAUGGGGAGUCCCAGGCUGGACGGUCACCACCACCACCACCAUCACGUGCACAGCUCGUGGGACUCUCUCUUGGAAGGCUUGCAGGAGAUCAAAGCGAGCCAGGCGCACAUGGAGGACACCAUCGAGGACAUGAAGGGCCAACUGCAGAGCGACUACUCCUACAUGACACAGUGCCUGCAAGAAGAGCGAUACAGGUAUGAACGAUUAGAGGAGCAGCUGAGUGACCUGACGGAGCUUCAUCAGAACGAAAUGAGCAAUCUCAAACAAGAAUUAGCCAGCAUGGAGGAAAAAGUGGCCUAUCAGUCCUAUGAGAGGGCAAGAGACAUUCAGGAGGCAGUGGAGUCGUGCCUGACCCGCAUCACCAAGCUGGAGUUGCAGCAGCAACAGCAGCAGGUGGUCCAGCUGGAGGGCGUAGAGAACGCCAACGCCCGGGCGCUGCUGGGGAAACUCAUCAACGUCAUCCUGGCGCUUAUGGCCGUGCUGCUGGUGUUCGUGUCCACGUUGGCCAACUUCAUCACGCCGCUGAUGAAGACGCGGGCGCGGGUGGGCGCUACCGUUCUGCUCACCGUGCUGCUUUUUGCUUUAUGGAAGCACUGGGACUUUGUGGAUCCUUGGCUUAUGCCCAGUUAAGAUGCCCCAUUGGAGGAACCUGAGCAGAGUGUCCAUCUCGUAUUUUUAUUUUUUUAAAUCCCUUGUGCCCUCCUCAAAUGUAACCUUUGGACACCUUUUCUUUGUUUUAAAAAAUAAGGCAAACAUCUUCAGACUUGUUUCAAACUAUCAAACACGACCGCUGAGAAUAGGCUAACUCCUUUUAUUUUACGGUUAGGUGUAGAAAUGAAUAGAAGAAAGGCAUCUUCUUCAGAGGAAACGGGUCUAGGUUUUGCUCCAAUUUGACAUAUUUUUGGCUUGCCUGCCAGUUCAUCUGCAAAAAUGUAACUCAAUGUUAGAU